GGUGGUGCGCGAGGGUGCACGUUGUGUACAGGCCUCAUCGCGAGUUUGGACACUUGUGUCGUUGUGGACGGCGCGUGGUGGCGCGUGAUGCGUGUAGGCCUCGUCGCGAAUUUGGACACGGGCCUUGCGCUCUGGAUGGGCGGCCACGACGCCGACUCUGCGGGGGGGUGGUCCUGGAGUGACGGCGCGCCCUUCCAGUACUUCAACUGGGCCCCCGGAGAGCCCGAUGGGCGGCUUGGGAGGAACUGCCUAUCCAUGCGGAUUGAUGGGCAGAAGUGGCAGGACGAGGCAUGCGCGUCCCUGCGGGGCUACAUCUGCGAGAGACGAGGCAACGUACCAGACCCAGAGCCAGACGAGCACGAGGGCUUCCUGCGUGUGUACGCGUGUCGCGGGGAUUCGUUGACCAUCGACUGCCACGGGGACCGCGUGAUACAGAUCCGCUCAGCCACCUGGGGGCGUUCGAGCAACGACAAGUGUGCCGUGGGGGCCCAGACCGGUUCGUGCGUGGUUCCGGGGGCGGUGCAGCACGUGCGCACUUACUGUGAGAACCGGCCCUGGUGUCUGGUCCGAGCCACAGAAGACGAGUUCGGGGACAACUGCCCCACCAUCACCAAGUACCUCGAGGUCACCUACACCUGCGAGCAGAACGUGUGCGUGCAGGGCCUGGGAAUGGAGUCGGGCGCCAUACCAGACUCCAGCAUCACCGCCUCCUCCUCGUUGUCAGGGUGUCCAGCCAACGAGGCCCGUCUCCACAGCAAUAGCUGGUGGUCACCUAACAGCAACGCGGGCUCGUGGCUGCAAGUGGACCUGGGCUCGGUGUUCCAGGUGACCGGCAUCUCAACGCAGGGCAGCGCCCGCACGGACCACUGGGUCACGACGUACCACGUGCACACGAGCUCCAACGGCGGCACAUGGGCCCCGUACCAGGAGAACGGCGCCACAUACGUGUUUGCGGGUAACGAGGACCGGACGACAGUGGUCACCCACCUGCUUGGCAUUACCCCAAUCGUGCGCUACGUGCGCAUCGUGCCCCAGAGCUACGCGAGCACGCCCGCCCUGCGCAUAGAGAUCCACGGCUGCGCACCCAGCUAUGCUGUUCAGUGCGGCAGUCAAAAUCUACUUGGCGAUCACAAUCAGAAGAUAACUGUGCACUGCCCGCCUGGAUGUACCCUGUCUGGGAACAUCGUGUACGGAACGUCCGUCUACCGCGGGGACUCGCCCGUGUGCGUGGCGGGCGUGCACGCGGGCGUGGUGUCAAGUGACCACGGUGGGGAGGUCACGGUGCUGAGGCGGCCCGGCCAGAGCCUCUACCCGGGCUCCACGCGCAACGGCGUCACCUCCCAAACGUACGAAGGCACUUGGACAGAUUCCUUCGCCUUUGCUGAUGGAGAGUUACGGUGCGAGAGUGCCCAAUGGCACGAGUUUGGAAACUCUUGCUACCACCCUGUAACCGAAGCCCUGUCCUGGGCAUCCGCUCGCCGCUCCUGUUUGACUAUGGGCGCUGAACUCAUCUCCCUGGGGUCCUUCACCGAGCAAGCCUGGAUUGAGUCCUUCCUCUACCUGGCAUCGGGCCCGCUGUGGAUUGGGCUCAAUGAUUUAGCUAUCGAGCGCUACUUCCUGUGGUCGGACGGGAGCGACGUGCGCUACACGAACUGGGCCCGGGGGCAGCCAGACGGAGGCUCCGUCCUGGGGCAGCAGUGUGUCGAGAUGAGAGCCUCGGAUGGGCGCUGGAAUGACCAGGUGUGCUCGGUGCCGAACUUUGCUGUGUGUGAGAAACCCAAGAAUCAUUACCCAGCCCCCUCCGUGCCCCCCAUCGUGGACGGCUGUCCACAGGGCUGGCUGGGCUACGCGGACUCGUGCUAUCUGCUCGACGAGGUUGAGUACGCGCGUGGGUUCGCGAAACUCUUCUGCCACGACCACGGCGCCACCAUCGUGCACGUACACGACAUCUACGAGCAGUCGUUCCUGACGGCCGUGCUGGGCAGCGAGAGCGGGCGCUGGUGGCUCGGCAUUGCGGCGCGACCCAACGACCAGGGCGGGGUCGACUUCAUCUGGGACAACGGCAUGGCCGUCACAUACACUCAUUGGGGGCGCAACAUGCCCGACACGCAGGCGGGGACGUGCGUGUCCAUGGAGGCGGGGACCUCGGGCGGCGGGCUGUGGCAGUCGGAGCCGUGCAACUCGCGUCUCCGCUCCGUGUGCGAGCGUCCGCGAUCCGGCCACACCCCAGCCCCCCCGGAGCCCACCCCACCCGGGGGGUCGUGCCGCACCGACCUGGGCUGGGUUGGCUCCACCUCCCUGCACCACUGCUACCAGAUAAACGGGGGGCGGCCGUCCCAGCGGAUGAACUGGCACGAGGCGCGGCACGACUGCCAGCUGAAGGGCGCCGAGCUGGCGAGCUUCCACAGCGCUGCCGAAGAGGCCUACGUGGCCGGGCUGUCGGCCGGGCGAAAUCUCUGGAUUGGCCUCCACGCGUUGGGCCUCACCGGAGAGAUGGAGUGGUCGGACGGGACGCCCGUGGAUCACACCAACUGGGGGCCGGGGGAGCCUAACGACGUGCAGAGUGUGGAGGACUGCGUGGAGGUGUCGGUGUCGUGGGGCAGAUCCUCCUUCUGGAACGACCUCAACUGCGACGCCGUGCGCGACUGGGUCUGCCGCAUCCCGCGCUUCAUUCAGCCUGUGGUGCCGCCCACUUUCCCACCCGACCAGCCCGCCCCCGAGUGUGGCUUCAGUCCAGGCUGGCGCAAGUUCCGUAACGUGUGCUACCUCUACAACGACACACAGCGCACCGACUUCUACUCCGCGUUGGAGAACUGCCUCUCCGACGGAGCCAUGCUCGCAUCCGUGCACAGCCUGGCCGAGCAGACAUACUUGUCCGGCCUGGUGGGCAGAGGAGAUUCAGCCCUGUCGUGGAUUGGACUCUGGGAGAUCGGGAACAUCGAGGGCCAGUACAGGUGGACGGACUUGAGUCCCGUGGGGUUCACCAACUGGGGUCACGGGGAGCCCAACGACGCUGGGGGUGCGGAGCAGUGCGUGGCCAUGUCCCGCCUAAACGGUCAGUGGAGCGACUACAACUGUGGCCAGUCGAGCAUGGGCUACAUCUGCAAGAAAUACCCAGGAGGCUCGCAUACGCGACCCCCCCCCGACCCCGCCGUGGCAUGGCAAUUGCCCGAGGGGCUGGAUGCUCUUUGGCAAUAAGUGCUUCCUGGUGAAGGGCGGCACUGCCGAGGAGGGAGUCCGCUCGAGCUGGAGCGACGCUCGCGCCUGGUGCCGCUACAAUGGGGGCGACCUCGCCGUGAUCAGCACGCACCGCGAGAACGACUUUGUGGCGAGCCACCUGGAGGGGCUGGGAGUGUCUGUGUGGAUCGGCUUCUCGGAUUUGCUCUCCGAGGGGGAAUUCACCUGGGUCGACGGGAGCCGCGUCACCUUCACCAACUGGAACGGCGGGGAGC
This is a messenger RNA of Petromyzon marinus (sea lamprey), 3452 nucleotides long. RefSeq lists its product as uncharacterized. The record is from RefSeq and is a predicted model, not a curated record. Lineage: Eukaryota; Metazoa; Chordata; Hyperoartia; Petromyzontiformes; Petromyzontidae. Gene Ontology annotation, molecular function: carbohydrate binding.